Messenger RNA from Aspergillus ochraceoroseus IBT 24754, 1692 nucleotides. Its product is annotated as Zn(II)2Cys6 transcription factor domain-containing protein. Gene Ontology annotation, biological process: regulation of DNA-templated transcription. The transcript is spliced from 4 exons. The coding region runs from base 1 to 1692 and encodes 563 amino acids. The record is from RefSeq and is a predicted model, not a curated record. NCBI's taxonomy places the organism in Eukaryota, Fungi, Ascomycota, Eurotiomycetes, Eurotiales, Aspergillaceae. Gene Ontology annotation, molecular function: DNA-binding transcription factor activity, RNA polymerase II-specific; zinc ion binding.
AUGGCCACCAGCCAGAGGUCUAAUGCAGAAACCCGCUAUGGCCAGAUCAGUGGAGGAGCGGAUCAACCCCUUCAACAGAAGCCGCGGAAGGCGUGCAUCAACUGCCGCAGGCAGAAAAUGAAAUGUAUCAUCGAACCUAACGGUGUGUGCCGUCGAUGUCGUCGCUCCAGUCUCCCUUGUAUAUUUGUGCCGCGUGCAAACGCAGCUACACUGCCCCAUAGUAUAAUCGGUUUGCAGGAGGACGAUUUCAAAAAAGAUGUCCUUCGUAGACUAGAUUUCAUUGAAGAUAGACUUGGUAUAUCUGGCGUGCUUGGCCCCUGCGUGGAGUCCCCAGCUGCUCAUGGCGGAUCAGAGGAUGGAGAAGAAGAGUUCAGCAGCCUAAGUGCACUGUGGGAUGCAGUACUAGUGCUUCAGAGGAGUUCUCCUAGCUCUAUCCCCACAGUCAUAUGGCACAAGAGGACCGUCAAAGACCUUUGGCUAUCGUUUCACAAUCGAAUGCCAGGGUUACAUUUUAUGCCCCGCAAACAGACUUUCUCUUCGCCACAACCCUUGCUCGUGGCUUCAAUUCUAUUCUUCUCGAGUGUACGUGGUCCGCCGGAUGUGGCGGAGAUUGCAACGCACUACUUUGACGUGUUAUGCAAUGCCAUCGCCCAGUUAUGCAUUCCCACGAGUGAAGUGAGCCAAACACCAGAGGAUACUGAGGAAUGGGCGUUCCAGACUGUGCUGGGCAUUGUACUUGCGGGGCUUCUUACGGAGGCUGUUGUUCGCGAGACGGGUGUCUGGAUAUCGAUAGCCUAUCGUCUUAUCCUAGAACACUGCCCGGCCCAUAUCGACGACACUUCUCGAGAAUGGCGAAAGCUAUUCAGCGGUGUGCAAAUCAUUGAUCUGGAGCAUGCAUCCCUCCAUCUAUCCUGUCCUGUCAUACCGAUAGAGUCCCCGCUCCUGGGCCUGCAAACGUCCCAUCGCGACCAGCUUUAUCGGUUGUCCCGCAUGAUGCAUACUGGGCUAACGCAUUUUACUGGAAGAGGCCUACCAACCAUCUGGUCAUGUUUUACCAGUCAGACACAACCCACUAUAAACCUACAUAGCAAUUUCACACCGGUUGAUGCGGCUGUGAUCAGAGACUGGGCAAGGCAGCUGGAUGAGUGGCUCGUCGAGUUCAGUCAGAGUUCGGAUAAUUCGGAGCAAGAUGUCAAGCUGGUUUUUCGGCAAUACGUGUUGCAUAGACUGGUCGUGUUGUCCAUCUAUCAUCCAGCCAGGGGAUGCGAUCUCUGGUCCAACAGUAUCACGCCUCAAGAACAACAUGAGCUGCUCCUGUCAGCCCGAGCCACCCUGAAGCUACAUUCCCACGAUAGCACUAUAUGGUCCAAUUGGGACCAGAUCAUGAUCACCUGGGCUGCACUUAUCGUUAUCCAAGGAAUUGAAGGCGGGGCCGGCGAAGCAGAUGACCUCCCUAACAUAAGAAUUCAUCUUCAAAUGCUCAAACAGAUUACAGGGCUGAAACCAAAUCUCUGUGACAAACUUAUCACCCGUCUGGAAGCCAGUCUGGCUACUGUCCACACACCUACUUCUGUGGACCUACAACAGAAUGCCUAUGAGGAUCCCCCUGCAAUUGCACCCAUGGACCAGUCAUGGCAAAUAUUUGACCAGUCCAGCCUGCAACACAUGAUGUAUUCGGAUUGGACGGUGUAG